CGCUAAACUUCGGGCCAAACUAGGGUAUUAACCCAAAAUAUUAACUAAUCAUACCCAAGUACAUAGUAAUUACUAUGCCCGAAAUAAGUAGGAGCCCAUCAACUUGCAAGCCCAUUUCACUAGUUUUCACGGCGUUCCACCUUCUUUGCUUUCCCUCGCGCAAAGCCAGUCACCGCCGUCCGCAACAGCAGAGCAAGUUCCCUCCUCCUUCAAUCUUCAUCCCUCGCGCGAAUCCAGUCACUGCCGUCGAAGCUUUUCUGUAGGAGAAUUUCGAAGUUUCCGGUUCUCAGAUUUCAAUAUUUUAACUGUUGAGUUCCGGAUUUGGCACAUUUGACGGACGAAUGGAAGGCGCUAGUGCCGAAGGAGAUAGCAUGGAAGAGCUCAAGGGACUUCGAAUUUCUUCCCUCGACAGUGACAGUGAAGAAGACGCUGCUGUCGUGGAAGAAAAUCGCAAAGCAGUGGACGUCGAAGAGGAAGACGAUGAAGACGAGGACGACGACCUAGAACCAGUCAUGCUUGGGUUUCUAGAGAAGCCUGAGCAUCCUUGGUCUCUACUCCGGCAGUCAUUCCCUAGCAAAGCUGGGGGUGCGCCGGCGUGGCUGGACCCUGUUAAUUUACCCACCGGGAGGCAUUGUGUCUGUGAUAUAUGUGGAAAGCCUCUUAGAUUUGUGCUUCAGGUCUAUGCACCGAUAACAGAGAAGGAAUCCACGUAUCACAGAACGUUAUUUGUGUUUAUGUGCUCGAAAAUGUCUUGUCUUCUCCGUGAUCAACAUGAGCAAUGGAAGCACAAGCCCGAGCAGCCAUCCCGAAGUGUGAAGGUUUUCCGCUGCCAAUUGCCUCUGUCUAAUCCUUUUUACUCGAGUGAGCACUCGAAAAAUGAUGGUACUGAUAGACCUUCUUCACCUGGAGCUGUUCUCUGUGAUCGUUGUGGUACUUGGAAAGGGGAUAAACUUUGUGGUCGAUGCAAGAAAGUACACUAUUGCUCUGAAAGACAUCAGCGGAAGGAUUGGAAGUCUGUUCAUAAAUAUGAGUGUCGGCAAGUGGACAAUUCUCUACAACUAUCCAACGCUGGCUCUAGUAAUGGUGGAACCAUCAAAACUAAAGUUCUUACCAAAAAGCUGUGGCCAGAGUAUGAAAUAGUAGAUGAGGAUGAAGGUGAAUUUGGGGCAAAGGUGACUGAUGAUUCUCAGAACAAUGCCCUGUCACUUGUAUCCAAGGGCAAAGCGGAUGACUCAAUGGAUUCCAUAAUCGACGGGUUUAAGAUGGAUAUUGAUAAGAGGACGUUUGCAAUUUUUGAAGAGCGCAGAUCCAGAGCUCCCGAUCAAGUGCUGAGGUAUUGCAGGAGUUCGACUGCAAAACCCCUCUGGCCGAUGUUCAGUGGUCGUCUACCCAAGGCUGAUAUUCCCAGUUGCAAGCACUGUGGUGGCCGUAUGAUCUUUGAAUUUCAGAUCUUGUCUACUUUGCUGUAUUACUUUGGCGUUGAUAAUGGGAGGGACUCUCUCGACUGGGCUACCGUUGUGGUCUACACUUGCGAAUCCUCGUGUGAUGCCUCUGUUGCGUACAAAGAAGAGUUUGUUUGGGUUCAACUCUACUGAUUCCCGCACUCUGGCGUCUUUCUUAGAGCAGUGUGUUGAUAGCUCUUUCCCCCUCUUAGCUCUGCUGAAUUUUCGAGGGGAGAGAUUACCACCUCUGAGCCUCUUGACGUUGUGUCACCUUGCAACUUCCCCUCUGAGAAACUAUUCCAAAAAUUGCCAGAUUUGGGCUUUGGUUUCGAGUUAUGCGUUUCAAUAGUUGGGCUGUUUUCCAUAACAACUUUUUACUUCCCCUACAGGCCUACUACAUGCCCAGUAUCUGUAUGUCCAUUGAUAUCGAAGUGAUCCAUCUCCUAGAUUAAAGUUGGUUUUUCUAGGAGGAGAAUAAUUGGGUCUCUUGGAAUUAAAAACCCAACUAGAGAUAGUAAAUGGAUUUGAUUGGCUAAAUUACACGAUUGGGCACUCAAAUUAUACAAAAAUUUCAUGUUUGUCACUCGAAUUAAUUUACUUUCUUAUUCGUCACUAACUUUACUCGUUAGCACCGGCCGUUAGUCCCCGUUAACUCUAUAAACUUUUUGAUGAUGUUGCAAACGAAAUUGUUGACUGGACAGUUAACUUAAUGUCAAGUCAAUUUAAAAAAAAAAAUUGAAAGAAUAAUAAAAACCUUCCCUUCCUCUUCUUUCAUUCUCUCUCCUAACGCUUAUAUCUCUAUUCCGCAGAACUAGAGAUUCGAAGGCUCAUGUUGCUGCAACUAUGGUAGGUUAACUCCAAGCAUAUGUCGAUAGCGAGACAAACUUUUCAGGCUGCCUAUUUAGGUUUCUGGGCCAUUCUUUGGCAUGAGAGAUUAUCUUUUAACCUCCGUGUACCUAAAAAGACCUAGAGUUCUACUUACUGGCACACCGCACACGGUUAACGAUCAAUAUGGUCAACGUACUCAACUAUAUAUCCAGAACACACAAAACAAAACGCUGAAUUCUCAUUUGGGAUAACUGAAGUAUUGAACCUGUAUACAGUUUUGGCUUGGCUUAGGCUAGGCUAAUGUGUAUCAUACUUUAAUACAAUAUAUAUAUAUACUCCAUUGUGAAGAGACUAAGAAGGAAUUAUUACUAGCUAGCUAGGUGGAAGUCCAUCUCAGCACCAACCCACUAGAAUAUAUUAUAUAGUAAGGGAAUCACAGUGCAGAUCAAUUUAUAACAUCUGAUUAUAUAUAAAUUAGCUAGCAUAUUCUUGUGGCACACAAUUAAACCUGCAGGUAAAAAGUUGGUGAGCAUGACAACAUAGUGUUGUUGUUAAGUAUAUGUGGUCACCAUUGCAUUACAAGUAGAGCGAGAGACCAGACACGACAGCCUCCUCAUCAUCAUGUGACAUGUGCCCCCUCGAAUCGAAUGUAUGUUCUUAAGAAUAAUAAUAAUAUAAAAGAAGAAGAAUCCUAAUGGCCGGCCAUGCGCUAGAGAAGACGAGAACCUAAAAUACACGCACAAAUUAAACUGGAAAUAGUUUUACGUUUCGAUAAUAUAUUUUGUUUUCGUUUUCGUUUUUCUUUUUGGCUUUAGGGCUUGGCUGGCUGGUAGCAGGGUUUUCUCCUUCUUGCUUCUCGACGUAUCGAGCCUUGAAACGGCAUGGUGCAACCGUGUGUAGUACUAAUGCUGCCUGUAACGAAAUUAAAGAGUACGUUUUGCCAUCUCUUCUGCUGCACCAUGUUCAUUUCUUUUUCCUUCUUUUCUUGAUGAGAGGUAUAUAAUUAAUUAGUACCUCUCUGCAGCUCUGUUAUGUGAUGGAGGGGCGUACUGCAUGUCGCGCUUGAACGUAAUUAAUUCAUGUUAUUAGA
Molecule: messenger RNA, 3360 nt
Organism: Linum trigynum
Lineage: Eukaryota; Viridiplantae; Streptophyta; Magnoliopsida; Malpighiales; Linaceae
Source: the annotation of a GenBank genome assembly